Molecule: messenger RNA, 2142 nt
Organism: Lacerta agilis (Sand lizard)
Lineage: Eukaryota; Metazoa; Chordata; Lepidosauria; Squamata; Lacertidae
Gene: NUP42
Product: nucleoporin 42
Exons: 7
Coding region: 73-1350 (425 amino acids)
Cellular component (GO): nuclear envelope
Molecular function (GO): metal ion binding; nuclear export signal receptor activity
Source: RefSeq, a predicted model, not a curated record
GGCGGCGGCGGCGGCUCUUCAUAUUCUUGCUUUCGAGGAGUUCGUGGGAGCUGCCGCCGGGGAAGAGCCGCCAUGGCGCGCAACUCCGGCCAGGUCUGCCACUACUUCUUGCAGGGCCACUGCCGCUUCGGCGACAACUGCUGGAACGAGCACCCGCGCCAUCACGCCGGCAGAGCCAACGCGGGCUCCAGUCGAAGAGUAGUAUGGAGUGGACAUAAUCAGAGAUACAGUAAUCCUGUACAGACAUCCAGUUUUUCCAAAUCAUCCAGCUGGCACAACAGAGAUUCUGGCUUUUCACAGAAUAGAUAUGCUGCAUUAAACUCCAAUGAAAAUGUUGGUAAUAGUGGCAUUGUAGAUGAGGAAGAUAAACUUCUUGAAAUUAUAAUGAAAGACAUGGAGAGUUGGGAAUCUUCAGGACAAUGGAUGUUUUCCACCUAUUCACCGAUGAAAGAAAAGCCUAAUAUAUCAGGGUUUCCAGACUUCUUGCCAGAAGAGUUGCGUCUUGAAUAUUAUAAUAGCAGAGCAAACAACAAUAUACAAAAUUAUGUCAAUUCAGUCCAGCAGUUAGCAAGCCAGUGGAGAAGUCGGUUGCUUGAGCUGAAGAAUAUAAAUGCAUCUACUAAAGCGGCAUUGAUAUCUGAAUUUAAGAACACUGCUAGUCAACCGCCACCUGCAUUUGGGUUUGGAGGACAGCAGGCAUCGGCUUUUGGAUCAUCAGCCUUUCCUGUGGAUAAUAAAUCUGCUCAAGUCUUCUCCUUCAAACCAACUUCUGAACUUGGCAGCAUCUCCUCUGGAAGCACACCUGCGUUUGGGAGCCUCACGAGCAGCCAGGGCACCGCAUCUUCCACCACUGCACCCCAUGCAGUCGGCUUUGGAGCUCAACCUGCUCCAUUGGCAUCUUCCUUUUCAUUUAAAAUGGCUACAACAACUCCAGGUGGGUUUGGAGCUUCUGGUUUUUCAGGGUUUGGCAAACCUUUUCCGGCAAGUUCCUCAGAGACUGCACCUGCAUCGUUGUUUGGGACAGCAGCCGUUACCCCUGCUUUGAAUCCCGGAUUUGGCAAAUCUUUUCCUGCCAGCUCCUCAGACUCCACAUCUGCUUCGGUGUUUGGAACUGCUGCUGCUUCUUCUUCUUUGAAUUCAGGGAACACACUGUUUGGGCAGCCGGCAAGUCUCUUUGGGGGUAAUGCAACAUUGCCCCCUUCCACAACCCCUCCCAGCACCACCUCUGCAAAGUUACUUACCCCAGAGUCGGAACUGUCUGUUGAUGAACUGGAGCAAUUUAAGGCGAAGAAAUUCACACUCGGAAAAAUUCCUUCCAAGCCACCACCAGCAGCACUUCUAAAUGUGUAACAUGGCCUGAGGUUGUUCUUACUUUCUUUUCCUGCGUGUGCGAAUAUCACAGACACUUUGAUUUAAACCUUUGGAAGUUCAAUUCUUCUAUGGCUCACCAUAUUGUUUCAGAGAAGUUACAUUCAUUUCUAGAAAUGUGUGAUCUGUUUGACUUGUUGGCUCCAGAAUGAAUUUGAGAGUAUUGCAUAGCAAAAUGUAGCUUUGCAAUCAACUUGAAAAUGUAGUAAACCCAAGCUGUUCUUUUCUUUGGUAGAGUUGGCUUCCAUACUUGAUGGCAAUGAAAUGUUGUGCUAAAGGUACCUUAAAGGCCCCAAAUCAUACCUUUUGGACACCCCAGCUAUACCAAAGUUAUAGAACCCACAACCCCUCCCUGCUCUUCUGUUGCUAUAACCUGGCCUCAACAGCUUCAAUAAUACCACAGUAGUCCUCAGCCUUAGCUUUUCUAGCUAUAAAUGGUUGAUUUAAAAGAACACACCUAUCUGCUGUGAUUUGGCGCUGGGACCAGUUGUUACCACAGUGCUCUGCCUUACUGUAAUUCUGAGUAUAUCCUCUUAGCACCUAGUCUACUAAAGCCUUCCUCUGUGUGUUUUAGCACAACACAGGAAGCAAACAAUAGCAUAAACUAGCUAUCCUCCCUGAUAGCAUUUGGGCUUACCCUCAUUUCUGUGAGGUAUAAGGACUCCAGAUUCAUGCAAAUAUUUUAUUUUUAUUUUAUUUUAUGCGUACUGCAAGUGUGUGCCUUUGUUUGGUCAUUCUGUUGCCACAGACAACAAAAACCACUUGUCAGGUAAA